AUGGGCCAACAUGGGGCGAUUAGACUGCAGAAUGAGGUGGAACCGAUGGCAGUGGAAGUGCAAUUAACCGAAGAAGAGCAAUGGGCGGAGGAGCACCGGAAAAUGCACGAAAAGCAUCGGGGACACGAGGCGAUGCACAUGGAAAUGAUGCUAAUUUUUAUUAUUUCGGUGAUCGUCGGACAGAUUUUUCUAGUGACAUGGAAGAGGAAGCAUUUUAAGUCUUAUCAGAUGUGCACUCUCGUCGGAAUGCUCACUAUCCCGGUGUAUGUGUGCUUCACCCGAUCGUGGUGGCGAUUCCUUGCCACGUGGUGCGUCUUCUGCAUCUGCUCGGCGUUCAUUUGGCUCAAAGCCUCGGCUCAGCAUAUUAGUGGAGGCACGCCGAGAUUGGUCUAUAAAUGGUUCUUGUUUCUGCACAAGUUGAGCUAUGUGCUCGGAGUCGUUGGCUACGUUAUCAUGAUGCUCGCACUGCUCGGAUUUCACGUCUUCUUCGGUGUCACUCAGCCAACACUUAUGGAUGUUGGAAUCCUUUUCAUGUUCUACGGAGUGUAUUAUGGAGUACUUGGCCGCGAUUUUGCGCACAUUUGUACGGAUCGGAUGGCGUCGAGAAUUGGGUAUUACACCCCUGACGGCCUGCCCAAAAAGCACCUGGAAGACGGCGUUUGUGCGGUUUGUGGCGGUCGGCUCGACGAUUCGGAGCACGUGCAUGAGGUGGAAGUCAAGAGUCUAACAGGAGAGAGUGACGAUGAGAAGUUGUAUAAACUCUCCUGUGGUCACGUCUUCCAUGAGUGGUGUAUUCGUGGAUGGGUCGUCGUUGGAAAGCUCCAGACUUGUCCAUACUGUAAGGAGCGCGUCGAUUUGCAGAGGAUGUUCAAGAAUCCCUGGGAAAAACCCCACUUGUUCUAUGGAAAGCUGCUCGACUGGAUCCGCUAUCUCGUGUGCUGGCAACCGCUGAUCGUCACCGCCGUCCAGGGAAUCACCACGUGGCUUGGGCUGGAAUAG
This is a messenger RNA of Caenorhabditis briggsae, 999 nucleotides long. RefSeq names its product Protein CBR-RNF-121 (gene Cbr-rnf-121). Gene Ontology annotation, cellular component: endoplasmic reticulum membrane; Golgi membrane. Lineage: Eukaryota; Metazoa; Nematoda; Chromadorea; Rhabditida; Rhabditidae. Gene Ontology annotation, molecular function: ubiquitin protein ligase activity; metal ion binding. The transcript is spliced from 8 exons. The record is from RefSeq and is a predicted model, not a curated record. The coding region runs from base 1 to 999 and encodes 332 amino acids.